CGAAGGAGACUGCAAGCGUAUUUCAAUCUUUAGAUAACCCAAAACUUGUCAGUGAAACUGCAUAGCAUCUUUCUGAACAAGAGAAAGAAUCUAAUGAGUCGAAAAAGACAUAAGAGUGCUGGUAGAAACUCAGAACAAUCCGAUUCUAGCAUGGAUUCAGAUUCAGAUGAAUCCGACGUUGAAGAUUACAUGUACAGGACAUUGCCUACAGCGACAAGUGAAUGGGACAUAUUAUGCCUCCAAUCUAUUGACAUUCAUUACCAUAAUCAUUUUCAUAAUUUGCCGUCUGACAUUUUAGAUAUUGUUCAUGCGAAAACGGGAAUGUUUGGGCCGUUGACAGAAAAACAAGAAGAAUUUACGAAAAAUUUACAAAACUCUAUCAGUUUCAGUUGCUCAAUCACUGAAAUAAUUGGGAUUGAUUUAGACCUGAAUGUUGAAACAUUUAUUCCAGAAAUGGAAAAGGAUAUUGAGAAAAACGGAAGUUCAUCAAGUGAUCCUUUAACUGAUGUGUCAACGGUUGUAGAUGAUUUCAUCAAUAGUACAAUAAUAAUGAUGAAAUACCAGUCUUCAUACCUGAAAACGAUCCAUAAAUAUGGGAAACAAAGCAUACCACCUGUACCAAAGGAUAUUUUUGCAGACAUUUUCAAAGCUUUCACGAAGAUGUGUUGUCUUCUUCCUGUACCAGGCUCAGCAUGGAGAUCGAUUAUUAAUAUUCAUCGAGUUGAUGUCACGUCAGCCUCUGAUGUUGUAAUUAUGACAAAGGAUCAUCUGCAUAGUCAAUUUCCAGAAACUUCAUCUGUUGUGUCCAUUGCAGAGCUCAAAAAUUUAGGUGUUUUUACAAAAAAAUAUGAUUAUAAUGAUGAUGAAGAACCAACAAUUAAAACUCAUAGUACAUCAUCUGAUUCAUCUGAGCCAAAAGAUGCAGACGACAUUGAACCAUCUGUUCAUGAAAAACCAGCCAUUCUUAAAAGAGUUGGUCAAAAGGUUCUUGGACAGCAUGGGGGAGAUCUUUUACUACAUCAGUCUUUAUAUAGACAAACUCUUGACGAAGAAAGAAGCAUGAGAUAUAUUCCUGGGAUGAUUGUUAUUGGAACGGAGAUCACCUUCACUUUACUGGAGCUGCAUGGCAAACAUUUAGCAGAAUUGAGAAGCAAAGAUGGGAAUAUAAGACAUAAAAGCAUUAUAUAUUAUUCAAAACCUAGAGAUUUGCUGAAGAAAGAAGAUCGAGAUAUCCUGCUCAAAUCUUUUGUAAGAUUGAAUAAUAAGAAGUAACUAGGUCUUUGAAAUGUACAUAACAAUUAUGAAAAAUACAUAUAUUAAAAACAAUUUAUGAAAGGUUUAUAAAUUUUGUUAGCAUAAGCUGUUGGGAAUUUAAUAUUUUUUCUCGGACUCCUUUAUGGUUUGUGGUUUAGGGGUAAAGUUUAUCCUUGUCUAUCUGUACAUCCGUCUGUACGUUCCAAAAUUAGUUCUCCUCACUUUAGUUUGCCUCAAACAAAUGUUAUUUAACUAAUACACAAUGCUUAUUACCACCAAUAACAGAUCAAGUUCAAAUUUGGGUGGCGUCACAUUCACUAUUCUACAGUUAUGUCCCUUUGUUAAUUGAAAAAUUGCAGACUUUGCUAAAUAUUUUUAAGUGGGGGCAUCUGUGUCCACAUGGAUACAUUCUUCAUUUAUUUGGUCACCUGUUUCCCAAUUUAUAUUUUGUAAUUUUUACUGUUUCAACAUAUUGAUGUUACAAUUUAAAAAAUUAUUUUGAAUCCAUGUUACUAAAAAUAGUAACAUCAAGUUGAUAUCAAUUAAAAAAAAUAGUAACAUCCAGUCAAUAUCAUUAUCAAACUUACACUUUUUACAUAUGUUAUAUAUAUAUAUAUAUACAGAUAUAGAUUAAGGACUUUCACUCAGUCAAUACAUGAUAUACUGACCUGUUAGAUUAUAUUGAAAUUGGACUUCAUACUCGGUCAAUAUAAUCUGAACAGGUCCAUAUAUAUUGUAUUGACCUUGUCAAAUGUCCAUAAUGGAUAGAUAUAUAUGAGCUGCGUCGGAUAGAAAUCGACCUUAUACAAAUAGAUCAAAACAUCUGUUUACCUAUUUUAAAUUGAUUAAAUCUAUACGGAAAGUCUGUAACUGUUUGAAAAUUGAGUUGUUAUAUAAGGGCUAUUCCAUUAAAAUGAAUGUGGGAGGGUAGGAAGGGACUUUCAAAAUAUCCCUACAACCAAGAACCAUUUUUUAGAUAAUUUUGCAUAAUGGUGAUAGACGCAUACUGAAAAAAGACCCAUGACCCUCUUUCAAUAAUUAAACUUCCCUUCCUACCCUCCCACAUACAUUUUAAUGAAAUAGCCCUAAGAACCCUACAAAACAGACCAAAAUUCAUCUUUUAUUUCGUAUUUCAAUGUUCCAAAAUUAAUCAAAGACUUAUAUAUGUACAUGUAUACAUGCACUUGCAUAAGGUCGAUUUCUAUCCAACGCAGCUCAUAUGUAGUAUACCAAACCUCUUAAGUCUAAUUGUCCUAUUUUUUGGAAAAUUCCUGAAAUGGGUAUGAUAUUAUGUUCCAUUGUGAUAUUUGUAUUACUUUAAAUAAAUCUUUACGAUAAU
Mytilus californianus (California mussel) is the source of this 2593-nucleotide messenger RNA. RefSeq lists its product as uncharacterized. Bases 94 to 1272 code for a protein of 392 amino acids. NCBI's taxonomy places the organism in Eukaryota, Metazoa, Mollusca, Bivalvia, Mytilida, Mytilidae. The transcript has 5 exons. The record is from RefSeq and is a predicted model, not a curated record.